AUGAAUAAUAACAUCUACAUGAUACUCUUUAUUUUUCUUCAUGAAGUCUGUAAGUUCUUGGUCAAUUGCAAUGUUGCUCAUGUGGAUCAGGUUUUAACCGUAAAAGAGGGAGGGAAUGUAUUGUUACCUUGUCUUAUUGUAAAUGAUCAGUUACACCGAGCACUGUGGUAUAAACAGGUUCUUGGAGAGAAACCUGUCCUAAUAGUGUCAUCAUAUCACCACUCUCAACCGAAUGAAUUUUCUCCUGACUUUGAAGCAAGUCAACGUUUCCAUGCAGUGCGAAAGGAUGAUAGUUUUAACUUAACCAUCCUGAGAACCUUGAAAUCUGAUUCAGGCACGUAUUUCUGUGGUGCUGCCUUUGCUAAUGUUAUUUCCUUCAGCACUGGAACUGUUUUGCUGGUUAAAGGUGCAGACCUCAAACCUGCUGUUAUUCAACAGCCUGUGCUUGGUGUUAUGAAGCCAGGAAGCAAUGUGACUCUGCAGUGCUCAGUAGAAGUGAAGAUGUGUGAGAAAGGAGUACAACUAGUCUACUGGUACAGACGCAGUUCAGACACAAUGCAUCCAGGAAUGGUUUAUACUCAUGGAGACAUGAACAAUGAGUGUGGGAAGAACUCUGCAGCCUCCUCUCCUAUGCAGAGCUGUCUGUACAACCUCCCCAAGAUGAAUGUUGGUCUCUCUGAUGCUGGACUAUACUACUGCGCUGUGGUAACUUGUGAUGAAGUUUUAUUUGGAAAUGGCACAACAUUGGUCAUUGAAGAUGAAUUUAAUAGUGAGAGGAUGCAACAUUUUAUUUUAAUUGGCCUUGCAGUGCUGUGUACAGUCAGUUUUACCAUCAAUAUUUUGCUCUGUAUACCAUUAAGAAGAAAAGAUAGAACGCCUCAACAAAUCCAGACUACCAAUGGCGAUACAACAAGAGUUCAGUACCGCAACACAGAUGACAUUAACUAUGCUGCUCUGAACCUUUCCACUAAAAGAGGUCAGAGGAAAAGGACCUUAGAGGAGACAACGUACUCUGUACCGACAUUGCGAGACAAGAUCUGAAACUUAUAGCUGCUGAUUGUUUAAACGUACCAUAAUAUUUAACAUAAUA
Messenger RNA from Sinocyclocheilus anshuiensis, 1090 nucleotides. RefSeq lists its product as uncharacterized. Lineage: Eukaryota; Metazoa; Chordata; Actinopteri; Cypriniformes; Cyprinidae. The transcript is spliced from 6 exons. The record is from RefSeq and is a predicted model, not a curated record. Bases 1 to 1041 code for a protein of 346 amino acids. Gene Ontology annotation, biological process: response to bacterium.